UUAAGUAUUCACAUUGCUCUUUGUGGUGAUAAACAGUUGUACGCCGAUUGCGGGAGCUACUCGUAUUUAUCAGCCAGUAACAUUGGCAGGGCCUCGGUCUGGAUUGACGAUUGGUUUCUAAGUAGCUGGCAUAAGACAGGACCAUUAAGGGUACAAAUAAACUAAAUAUAGACAUUGAGUUGUGUUUAUCCUCCAUUCCUCUACUAGGCUAGAUAUAUUCUCCUGCAGAACUUAAUACUUCAUGACGUCUACAGGAGCGGAAUUCCACUUUGAUCCACCAUUGACUGUAGCAAAGUAGCUUAUUUCUCUUCUUCUCCCAAAGCAUUCUUGAGCUACACAGUAGUAAGUUAACAUCCAGCAGUCGCGAGGGCCGAGGGAGAUCCAAGGGUUAAAGAUACCAUUGAUAAGUGGAGCUCGUUUCUUGCAAUUUGGCUGCGGCUGUUAAACGGGUGUGUUUCCUCCAACCAGUUUGUGUGGGAAGGCGGCUGGUCCUCCUCGACCUCGGCGCUUCUGUGAGCGCUUCGCCAGCCUGAAGAAGACCGGGGCUCCUUCAGACGUCUGCAGUCCCGCUCUGAGGCGCAUCUCCUCUGCACAGAUGCAUCUGCGCCUUCUGACCAUUUUAACCUUGGUUUGGGAGGCUAUCACCAUGAGUGCAAGACGACCCAGAGACGAACAGGAGCACUGCCGGAGCUGCAUGGAGUGUUCCCAUGACAACGGCUGUGUGCGUUGCCCCGAGCGCCUCUUCCUGUUUCUGAGGAGAGACGGGAUGUCCCACCAUGGCUCCUGUGUGCAUGCCUGCCCUCCUGGACACUACGGCCAGAGAGGACAGGACAUCAGCCGCUGUCUCAAAUGCCGUUCUGCUGACUGUGAGAGCUGCUUCAGCAGAGACUUCUGCAUGAGAUGUAGGCCUGGCCUUCGCCUGUUCAGAGGCCAGUGCUCCAGCAGCUGUCCGGCUGGCACCCUACCCACACUCACAGACUGUGUCGAGGGCUGUCUUGGGGUCCCGGAGGGGCCCUGGGGGGGAUGGAGCACCUGUCUCCGGGAAGGCCACAGCUGUGGCUUCAGGUGGGGCCGCCAGAGUCGGACCCGGGGGCUGUCUUUGAGCCAGCCUGAGCAGAAAGCAGCACUCUGUCUCCCUGAGAGCGAAACCAGGAGGUGCAGGAUGAAGAAGCGAUGUCCUACAGAAAGAAGAAAGAAGGAGAGAGGAGGAGGGAGGAAGACAGGGAGGAAACAGAUGCAGCAGCUUCUGAAUGAGACUGGAACGGAGCCACCAGGGGGACCCUAAUAAAAGACGCACCCAUUGACAUCGCGUGGCGUGACAAGAGUCGCUGAGGGGAUCACGAUAAGUGCGGCACACAUUAGCAUAGCAUGGAGACACCUGGAUAUGCUAUCGAAUGCUGAGUCAUGUUCAGUGACAACUUCAUUGGAACCAUACGACCGAAUCCCAUAUUUAUUCCAUACAUAUCACAGAACCCUUGCUGUGGCAGGCUGGGCCCCUCUCCUCCCCAGCAAGGCACCAUAUUUACCAUCCAACUCGAAGAGUGAUCAGAGAAAGUCGUUUAAACCUUGCAAGACAGCGCACCUCCGUCGAGAGGAACAAAUUGUAUUCCUGCACUGGAGCGUCAGCCAGUGUAUUGUUGAUGUCUCUCUGUCUUAUCUUCUGUCUGUUCAUAGCCAGCCCGUCGUGACACGUGACCUUCCUUCCUCACUCCUGGAGUAAAUCACGGAUCUGACGUGAAUGGAUGGGUAGCAGCUGUUCAGAAGUGAACAGGAUGUUUACCUAUCCAGCCAUGUUAAGAUCAGGGAUUUCCUGGUGGAGAGAGGAAGGUGAAACCCAGACAUGACCCCAGCUCAGUCCUGUCUGAGAUCUGCUCAGUGCAGAUGGAACCUUCUUGCCAGCUCUGUUGCCAAGGCAACACAGUAGCAGGACCUUCCUGGUGGUCCUACUGUACAUGCUGUCAUGCAACACAGGAAGUAAAUUUAACAGAAAAUGGUUCUGGACUUCUAAGAUCUUACAGGAAUAUCUUCCAGAAUGUUCUACUAUGGUUACAAAUAUUUGUAUAAACUGUUACUCAACCUUUUGUUUUUAGAGUGUUUAAAAGGUUCCUUUGGGUUCCUCUGCUUGAAUGGAUUGCUGACGAAAAUGCAACUUAACACCCAACGCUUCACUUGGCUUGACACAAGCUCAGACAUGUUUGAGGAAGAAGUUUGUUAAAAAGACGUCUUUGACUUGUAAAAUAGACAGAUAUGGGAACUUUUUGUUCAUUGUUUAUAAGAUGAUAUGGAGUCAAUGUAUUAAUAUUACUCUUCCCACCAAUCUCUGCUUGCAGAUAAUAUUGAAAAGAUAUUUAUUUACAUUUUUGAAUUUCUUUUCCAAAGAACAAACUGUUAAAUGGACCUCAUGUUAGUGUUGUCUUCCAUUAUCAGUUGUUAUAAUAAAGCUGGUGUUUUUUUGUU
Messenger RNA from Osmerus eperlanus (European smelt), 2457 nucleotides. RefSeq names its product R-spondin 4 (gene rspo4). The record is from RefSeq and is a predicted model, not a curated record. The transcript is spliced from 5 exons. Lineage: Eukaryota; Metazoa; Chordata; Actinopteri; Osmeriformes; Osmeridae. Bases 596 to 1285 code for a protein of 229 amino acids.